This is a messenger RNA of Aspergillus mulundensis, 915 nucleotides long. RefSeq lists its product as uncharacterized. The record is from RefSeq and is a predicted model, not a curated record. The transcript has 2 exons. Bases 1 to 915 code for a protein of 304 amino acids. Lineage: Eukaryota; Fungi; Ascomycota; Eurotiomycetes; Eurotiales; Aspergillaceae.
AUGGUCGACUUGAUAGCAGCAAAUCCAAUUACCUCAAUGCCGGAGAUCAAGCAGCUGCUCCGAAAUGUUGCUAUCAUAUACAGUCCCUCGACUAAUUGCUCGAACCAUGAGCAGUAUCGACAAAUAUGCUACGUGCCUGGCUCUGACCGCGAGCUUCCAGACCAAAUGACGGCAGCUGAAUCAUUGCAGAUCCUUCAUCUUGCAGCCAGAAUACAGCGUCUAGCAUGCAUGUGCCUUCACAGCAUGCAACAGAAGUUUGUUACUGCAGUAGAAGACUCUCAAGGGCCUCUUGUAGCUGCAAAGGCAGCUGAACCCACUUCUUGGAUGGAAGAGUUCCGCGUAUAUUGGGUACUCUGGCAUUUACAGCAUUAUUCCGCUUUUGUGGAAGUCUCGAAGGCCCGUUGGGCAUGGCCAAAGGAUUACAUAGAGGACGCGAAAGAAAACUUUACCACCUUGAAUCGUGUCCCUCGUAUCCUGACAGAACAGGUAUGGACGGUAUCGGCUAUACUGGCGGACAUGGGUCUACGCCCACUGUACGGACACCCUAGAAGCCUUCCACCGUCAUUCCGAGAAGUUAAAGAGGAGCAAGAGGAAGAGUCCUCGAAAGCUGGGUGGACAUUUAAUCAAUACUUCGGUGCGGCACGACUACCACUCUUCGCGUCAUUGGCUCUUCCACCGAAUCAUCAUAGCUAUCCAGUCUGGAGCCCACCACCGAUUCCCAGUGAUAACUCACGGAUCGAACGAAACUGGCAGCGUGCUCCGCGGCACCGCAUGAAGGAGACAUUUGCAUCAGCGAUGAUUCGCCCCAUUGCUGGGCGGACCCAUCAAUAUCCUGGAUUCGCACAGGCUUCCCAGGACUUACGAUACGGGCCAGACGAAGAGAUACAUUCAAACUCCGGACGGGGAAAUCAUUGA